This is a messenger RNA of Ornithodoros turicata, 726 nucleotides long. RefSeq lists its product as uncharacterized. Bases 1 to 726 code for a protein of 241 amino acids. The transcript has a single exon. NCBI's taxonomy places the organism in Eukaryota, Metazoa, Arthropoda, Arachnida, Ixodida, Argasidae. Gene Ontology annotation, biological process: DNA integration. The record is from RefSeq and is a predicted model, not a curated record. Gene Ontology annotation, molecular function: nucleic acid binding.
AUGAAAAUGCUGAGCCGCCAAAUUGUCUGGUGGCCGGGACUCGACGCUGACGUCGAGAGAAUUGUUCGAGGCUGUGAUGUCUGCCAAUGUGUUCAAAACAGUGCACCUCUUCCUCCACUGCAGCCGUGGCCUUCUUCCACACGAGUGUUCCAACGAGUACAUUUAGAUUUCGCUCAGAAAUAUGGUACGAACUUUCUACUCCUUGUGGACGACUACUCAAAAUGGAUAGAGGCAGUUAUAAUGCCCUCUACGACAGCCGAGAAGACCAUCGAGCAGUUGCAGAUCAUAUUUGCACAGUUUGGCCUUCCAGAGGAAGCUGUGACGGACAACGGUCCUCAAUUUGUAUCGGAAGACUUCCGCAACUUCAUGUUGGAAAAUGGCAUCGUACAUACGACGACCCCACCAUACCAUGCGCCAUCAAACGGACUUGCGGAGCGGGCAGUUCAGAGCUUGAAGAAAGCACUUUUAAAGCAAGUAGUUGAGGAAAAAUCCAGGAACAAGAAAAGGAGCCUUCAACUAAAACUCUCAAACUUCUUGUUCGAGUAUCGGACAACGCCCCAUACUACGACGGAGAAGACACCAGCAGAACUAUUCUUAGGUCGGGUGCCAAGGACGCGCCUUACGUUACUGAAGCCCAGCUUUUCGCACAGACGUCGCGAGAAGCAGAACAAAAUGAAGGCUUACGCUGAUAAGCGACGGUCCAGGCCAAGAACAUUUGAAGUCUGA